Messenger RNA from Melanotaenia boesemani (Boeseman's rainbowfish), 1348 nucleotides. Its product is annotated as G-protein coupled receptor 4-like. The coding region runs from base 136 to 909 and encodes 257 amino acids. Gene Ontology annotation, biological process: phospholipase C-activating G protein-coupled receptor signaling pathway; positive regulation of Rho protein signal transduction. The transcript is spliced from 3 exons. The record is from RefSeq and is a predicted model, not a curated record. Lineage: Eukaryota; Metazoa; Chordata; Actinopteri; Atheriniformes; Melanotaeniidae. Gene Ontology annotation, molecular function: G protein-coupled receptor activity. Gene Ontology annotation, cellular component: membrane.
CUGUAGCAUUCAGACCCUGUGGAGACUGGCUGUGUGGACGGAUCAGAUAAACGCCACCACAACCCACUGAUUGUAGUGCUGGUUAAAACAAUCAGAUCGGACAAUGUUAGCGCACAGAAACAGCCCAUAAUACUCAUGUCCUAUGAUGAGGCCACUGUGAAUCUCUGUCAGCAUGCGCUCUGUGGAGAGGAGGUGCGAAAGGAUCAUGUAGCUCCAGUCUACAUCAUCAACCUUCUGAUUUCUGAUCUACUUCAGCUCUGCUGCAUGGCCGUUUUCCUCACCACCCAAUCAGAUGCUGCCAGAUUUAUCUACUUCUUUGGUCUGAUUUCCAGCGUUGGAUCCAUGGUUUGUGUUUCCCUAGAAAGGUAUUUGGCCAUCACCCAGCCACUGUGGUACAGAUUCAGAAGAAACAUUAAGACCUCUGUGGUGGUCUGCAUCAUGGUCUGGGCCAUCCCCUGGAUUUAUGCCCUCCCUCUCUAUUUCAAGGCUAAUUUUCCAGUUAUAGUCACCAUUUGUGGGGUCUUCCUCCUCCUGCCCCUCCCCCUGUUCAUCUUCUUCCUGGUUGGGACCAUUAAAGCCCUGUCUGCAGCUCGCAGCGUCCCUGCUGAUGAAAAACGAAGAAUUGUGGCCAUUCUGGUUGUGCUGCUGUUUAUUUACAUGCUCCUAUUCCUGCCCAGCAUCAUUUGGUUUUUAGCAGGCAAACACAGAUGUAACCAGAGUUUCUACAACGUGGCUUUCACUUUGCUUAUCUUCAGUCCUCUUGCAGACUUGGUUAUGUAUAUUUUAAUCCGGAAAAGUGUCAUGGACAAGUUUCUGGUCUCACUGUGUUGCUGUAAAAUGUCUAACAAUCCGCAGACGAGCAGCAUGAGUAAUGACAGCAUGUCAGCUUCUUGUAAUCAGGUUGUAUGAGUCUAAAUAUGGAUGUUUGAAGCUGAUGCUGCUCCUUUUUUCCUUUACUUAAGCUAUAUGAUAAAAUCUUGCUGUAUGUACAGUAAUAGUUAAAAGUUAUCUAGAAAAGUUGGGAUACUUGUGGGAACUGGUAGCAGCGACUUUCAAGGCUUGAUCGACUUUCAUUGCUGCAGAACAGUUUUUAUUUGUUCUCUGAAAUGUUGAUUAUACAUUUUCAGCUUUGAGUAAACUUAUAAUUUUUAUUUAACUUCUGGACGUUGACCACUCAGCUGUACCAUUACUGGACUGGAAUGCUGGAAGUUCAACUAAAAAUCUGAAACUUUGGGGGUAAAACAGUAACCAAAUUAAACAUUUUUAUUUAUGACACUUUUCAGACAAAAGCAACUCAAAGUGCUUAAAACAAAGCAGUCAGGGACAAACAUUUACGUACAAACAGACA